CCACGCGCGCGGGAUCUCAUGCUAACGGUGGCUAACCAGACCGACUCAACAGAGAACUAUCCGGGGGCCUUUGAGCGUUUGUCAAGACACCGUAGAGCUCCGCGCGGUUGACCGCUGACGACUCGCUUCCCCCGCGGUGUGUAGAGCCUCUGACAGCCGGGUCAGAGGCAGCUGCCCCUCGGUAGAGACCCCCCCGGUGUCCGGUUGUUGACAUCCAUGACGAGGACGUGUGCGCUGUGCCCGUAGCUCCAGCACGUCACUGGCUCAGCGGUACUUCUCCGCGGAAGUUUAUUCUCUCUCCCUCUGGCAUGCAUUUAAACCCUCGCGUGGCUCCGACUCGGCCUUAAACUGGACCUCGGGUGUUUGUGUUGUCUUCCGCUGGGAUGAAGCUGCAGUGUGACGUCGAGGUGGUGAAUCGGAUGCUCCCCUCGUUUGGGAUGAAGAGUCGAGGGAAGGGGAUGAGAGCGGUGCUGUCCAUCGGGAAGCACUUGGACAAGACGAGUCAACGCAGCAACAUCUACAUGAUGAUCUGCACCGCUAAAGACAGAGCAGGCUGCAAGUACAAGCUUAAAGACAACAUAGAGAAGUUCUUUACUUGGUUUGUGGAGGAAGGCAAGGCCACUGUGAGGUUAAAGGAACCUGCUAUUGACAUUUGUUUGAGCAAGGCGGAUGCAAAUAGCUUGAAGAACUUCCUCUCGGCGGCUCGUUUAGCAGACAGAGGAAGUGACGCCAGUAGCCUUCCUCUCUCCACGCUCACUCCUGUUCGCGCCAGAGACGUAGAGCAACCCAAGAAGAAGCUCACCAUCGUCUCCAAGAGGGACUACCCCCUCACCUCCAACUUCCCAUACUCUCUGGAGCAGCUGCAGGUCUCCUACUGCAAACUGUCCCGGGUGGACAUGCGGAUGCUGUCACUCAAAGCACUCCGCAAGCUAGACCUCAGUAACAACCACAUCAAGAAACUCCCCGCCACUAUCGGGGACCUCGGCUGCCUCUCUGAGCUCAUCCUCCACAACAACCACCUGGAAGCCUUCAGCGAGGCCCUCUGCCUGUCCACCUUGCAGCGGACCCUCCUGCUCCUGGACCUCAGCCAGAAUCGACUGCAGUCCCUCCCCGCUCAGUUCUGCCAGCUCAAGGAACUGGUGAACCUCAAGCUGGACGACAACGAGCUCGUCUGUUUGCCGUUCCACGUGGGCCGACUCUCGAAGUUGAGGUUCCUGUCAGCGGCGCAUAACCAGCUAGCUAUGUUGCCCUCUGACUUCCGUAAGCUUAGUCUGGAGAACCUGGACCUGUUUGGGAAUCCGUUUGUCCAACCUAACCCUCUGGACCACAAAAUGAAACUUACAUUCCCGCUUCCACUCCAAGAGUUGGCUUCCAGAGCGGUGGCCAACCUCAGGUUACCAUACGGACCUCACCUCAUCCCUGCCCACUUGUGUCGGGACCUAGAAGUUGCCAAGAUGUGCGACUGUGGCCGUGUCUGCAUAAAUUUCUACAUCAAGACAGCGGUCAGCAUGAACCUGCACCAAGUCUCUCACACGGUGGUCCUGGUGGACGACAUGGGGGGCACGGACGCGCCGGUGCAGCAGCACUUCUGCUCCCUCUCUUGCUACUCCGAGUUUUUGGACAACUCGCUCCAGAGAGGAAUCAGAUGAGGAAGAACAAACUCUUUUGUUUGACAGGAAAUGGACAAAACUGCUGGAAAUUGCUGUGGAUUUUUGCAAUAGAUUGCAAGUUAAGAGAUACUGUUGGAGGAUGCAGUUUUCUGGUAAUGCCUUUAAAUGAAAGGAGAAUAUUGACUUUUUAAAAGCUUUUUUAAAGUGCUUGGAGCAGCCGGUUUUACACUUACAUUCGACUUAUAUUGCACUUCCUUACUUCCCUAAUUUUAUGUAAUGAUAGCAUCAGCCACACUGACACAACAUGACUGUUUGUCAUUGCUGCCGGUAAACGUCAUACAUCGUCUUUCCUGUUCUUCCCACCUCUUCGAGCACACUGUCGGCUCCCCUACUGACCUACUUCUACGAGGCAGCGGAAUAAAACCAUUAGAUUCAUUGGAGUUUCUUCCUGAACACAGUCCCUCUGGGUCUGUGAGCAUCGGUCGAAAGGGAGUUGUUUUUUACUGUGCUAAUGACCUACACGUUUUAUAUUCAUGUGAAAAAUGCAAUAAAAUAAAAGUAUUCA
Molecule: messenger RNA, 2175 nt
Organism: Cyclopterus lumpus (lumpfish)
Lineage: Eukaryota; Metazoa; Chordata; Actinopteri; Perciformes; Cyclopteridae
Gene: lrr1
Product: leucine rich repeat protein 1
Exons: 5
Coding region: 384-1649 (421 amino acids)
Molecular function (GO): protein binding
Source: RefSeq, a predicted model, not a curated record